CGCUGAAUCACUUUGACAGAUGUCUAAACAGCAACAUCAUAGCAAACGAGCAUAUAAACAAAGACUUGUUUCAGGCAAUCGAAAGGAUAUUUCUUGAAUUUUUGCUAAAUUUAUUGAAAUAUUUUUUUGAUUUUUUUCACGCUAUUCAGUCACACCCCAGUUUAAUCAAUAGAAGAGAAUAAAAAUUGUUGAAAAAAAAAACAAAAAGUCGUGAAUGAGCUCAACUCAGAAUAAACCGGAAUCGACCACAACAAAGGCAACAGCCAUGAAUUCCGACAUGGAUGUGGACGAUGCAAACAAAUCCAUCGAAACAACAGACAAAACCGAUGGAAACAACACCAGUAACACAAGUGUUGAGAAAAAAGUGGCCAAAAAGAAGAAGAAAAAGUCAUCGCCCGCCGGCCAACCACACAACAAAAAGAUGAAAAAAGAUCCCAACAAACCGGAAUAUCCAAAAGUUGGCUAUGUUCGAUACAUGAAUGUGCGUCGUGAAGAAUUACGCAAGGACUUUCCAGACAUGCACCAUUUGGAUGUGACCAAGAAAAUUGGCGAAGAAUGGAUGUCGAUGGACGAUGAAAAGAAGCAACCAUAUCUCGAUGCCGCCAAAGAGGAUAAAACCAGAUACAAGCUGGAAAUGAAAGCGUAUAACAAGAAGUUGAAAAAGGAGGAAGAUAAGAGUGCAUCAACAUCGAAAGGGAAGAAAAAGUCUUCAAAAGCGGUCAAGGAUGCCAACACAUCGGAAUCGAUGAUUGAAGAUAGUCCAAAGAAGAAGAAGAAAAAGUCAGCCACAUCAGCAGGUCAAACUAACGGUGCCGAAGCGAAAUCUGUACAAAAGUCAAAGCCAGUGAAUGCAUCAAAGAAGACUCCAUCUGUUGAGCAACAGCCGAGUGCAUCAUCUAUAUCGCUGUUGAAUACACCUCCGCCGACACCGCCCCAAGCUGAUGGUGCGCCAAUUUUUGGUGACAUUCCAAUAUUCACGGACAAAUUCCUUCAACACAAUCGUCAAAUGGAAACCGAACUGAAGAAGAUACGUAAAAUGAACACCGACUACGAACAACAAAAUGCCGUGCUAGAGAAACACGUCGAAAAUGUACGAGCCGGCAUUAGCAAAACAAACACCGAAAUCAAUGACCUUCGUAAGGAAAACGACAAACUGUCAUCGUAUUUGGAGACUUUGCGACACAAAUUGGCCACACAAUUACGCAAUCUAUCGAUCCCAACCGAACCGGACGGGGCAAACAUCGAAAAUAUCGACAAAUACAUGAACGAUCUGUACGAUAUGGCCAAAGAUAACUCACACGGGCCGGCAUCAUUGAACAAAGCCAAAGAUCUCCUACGCAAAGUCGAUCUCCAUAUCGAUCUGAAAGCAUUUCAUCAGAGCAAUCAAUGAAUCGACUCAUCGUCGAUUAACUAAGCUAUUUUCUCCAUACAGUACGUUUAAGAUAGGCUAAUUAGAUCUAAGAUUUUCAGUGAAUUUACAACAAAGAAUAAAUUUAAAUCAACCAUUGCCAGAAUGCAAAAAAAAAUGUUCUCUCAUUCUAUUUCUUCGUUGCUUUAGUUCAUUUUCGAAAAAUCGACUUCGAUUCGUCAUUUUAACUUCGAAAAGUGCAAUUCAGCUGCAACAGAUGGCAGCACACGAAAUGUCAAAAGCAGUCAAAACAAAUCAUAUGACAAGAAACAUAUUUGGUUCAUUCGCUGUUUUUGAUAGUGUCUUUGAGUAGAGAAAAUUGAUUUUUUCAAAGAAAAAAUAAGAAAAUUAUUUGAUAAAGUAAAAAAAUGUCGCAAAUAGAAAAGGAACUGCAAGAUAAACUGCUGAUCGAAAUGUUGGAUUUGAUUGAGCAAUCGGUGUUGUGUAAAAUGAACAUUGAAUCGACAACAAAUGCUGGCCAAUUGCUAUUGGCAAAAUCACGAUACAUCCAAGGACCACAAACAGUAUCCGUAUCACAAUUGCCCACCGAAAAUAGCAACGAUUUCAAUGCAUUGAAAACAGUAACGAGACAAGAAGAUGAAAUCAAUGAUGAACUUCAGCUCAGCACCCACAAAGUUGACAAGGAAAAUGGAUUUAUUGACACAAUUCGAUGGUUUGGUGUACUUGUACCACGCAGCCUACAACUAGCCCAGGAACGAUUCAAUAAAGCCAUUGAACUGGUGGUCGAGUGUGCAAACAUUCAAACCAAAUUGAAUAAUACCAUAAGAUACAUUUUAUUGUUAAGAAAUAAAUCGAGUUAAGGGAAAUUGCAGCAAUGAAUUGGAGACAAUGUGUAGAAAAUUGUUGAAUACUAAUGAAGUUAUUGAAUAAAAUCCAACAAUAUCGAAGAAUUCAUGAUUAUUUAGCAAAUUUUGAAAGAAAGUCGAACAAAAACUAAGAAAAUUGAAGAAGUUAACAAAAAAUCCGUAGAAAUUCAAAACAUUUUUUUCAACAGAAAAAAAAAUGAGAAAAUCAAUGAAAAGUGAAACAAUUCAAUAAAAUCAUCAACAACCAAACCAAA
Sitodiplosis mosellana (orange wheat blossom midge) is the source of this 2489-nucleotide messenger RNA. RefSeq names its product high mobility group protein 20A (gene Hmg-2). The coding region runs from base 215 to 1390 and encodes 391 amino acids. Gene Ontology annotation, cellular component: nucleus. Lineage: Eukaryota; Metazoa; Arthropoda; Insecta; Diptera; Cecidomyiidae. The record is from RefSeq and is a predicted model, not a curated record. Gene Ontology annotation, biological process: regulation of gene expression. The transcript has 4 exons.